GUCGCUCCUCGACAAUCUCGGCGCGGCAUCCAAGAUGUUCAAAUCACAAGGACGGGGAAGCCCAUUCUCAACCUUAGCGGAGGACGAUCGUCACUUGGAGGUAUCGAAUUCAACUCUGCCCCCGCCAACACUUCACUUGACUGACCCCUCGUUAGGCCACACAGCAACCGUGUUCGGAGCAACCGGGUUCUUGGGAAGAUACAUCGUGAAUCGAUUGGCCCGGACCGGAUGUACCGUCAUAGUUCCGUUUCGCGACCCCAUGGAGCGACGACAUUUGAAGGUUUCCGGAGAUCUCGGCCGUGUGAACUUCAUUGAGUUCGAUCUCCGUAACUUGGACUCUAUCGACGAGAGUGUAAGACACUCGAACAUGGUCUAUAACCUCAUCGGCCGUGACUAUCCCACCAAAAACUAUGAUCUGGAGGACAUCCAUGUGACGGGAGCCGCACGGAUUGCUGAGGCCGUCGCUAAGUAUGAUGUGGACCGUUUCGUGCACGUUUCAUCGUUCAAUGCCGACAAGGCUUCCCCAUCGGAAUUUUUCAGGACCAAGGCUCAAGGCGAGGAGGUGGUUCGAAAUAUAUUUCCCGAGACCACCAUUGUCCGACCUGCUCCGAUGUUCGGCUACGAAGAUAAAUUGUUGAAUACGCUCGCGAGUGUUACCAACCUUUUCACGUCAAACUCCAUGCAGCAGAAGUUUUGGCCCGUCCACGCAAUUGAUGUUGGCAUGGCCCUCGAAAAGAUGAUCCAUGAUGACACAACCACCGCCGAGACUUAUGAGCUGUACGGUCCAAAGGAAUAUUCGAUGGAGGGAUUGGCCGAGCUCGUUGACAAGGAAAUCGUCAAGAAACGCCGCCACAUCAACGUUCCGAAGGCUGUAAUGAAACCAAUCUCGGACAUCCUGAACCGAUUGAUAUGGUGGCCAGUUGGAUGUGGUGACAUGGUCGAAAGAGAAUUUAUUGAUCAAGUCAUCGAUCCAAAUGCGAAGACAUUCAAUGACCUUGGAAUCGAGCCCUCCGAAGUCAAAGACCUGACGUAUCGAUAUCUCCUCGAGUAUCGAAGCUCAUCUUAUUACGACCUUCCUCCAAUGACCGAGAAAGAGCAUAGUGAAGAGCGGAAGUACUUGCACGUCGUCGACGAUCGGUGAUUUACAAGGAAUAAAGGAAUCGUGCACGACGGAAUUCGUUUUGUAAAUAAAUUAGCGGCGCGG
Molecule: messenger RNA, 1204 nt
Organism: Eremomyces bilateralis CBS 781.70
Lineage: Eukaryota; Fungi; Ascomycota; Dothideomycetes; Eremomycetales; Eremomycetaceae
Product: putative NADH-ubiquinone oxidoreductase 39 kDa subunit
Exons: 8
Coding region: 260-1141 (293 amino acids)
Cellular component (GO): mitochondrion
Molecular function (GO): protein-containing complex binding
Source: RefSeq, a predicted model, not a curated record